Messenger RNA from Chanos chanos (milkfish), 2384 nucleotides. It is a transcript of the gene tbxa2r, whose product is annotated as thromboxane A2 receptor. The record is from RefSeq and is a predicted model, not a curated record. Gene Ontology annotation, biological process: positive regulation of blood pressure; inflammatory response; adenylate cyclase-activating G protein-coupled receptor signaling pathway. Gene Ontology annotation, molecular function: thromboxane receptor activity. The transcript has 3 exons. The coding region runs from base 193 to 1329 and encodes 378 amino acids. Gene Ontology annotation, cellular component: plasma membrane. Lineage: Eukaryota; Metazoa; Chordata; Actinopteri; Gonorynchiformes; Chanidae.
GAAACCGCCGUUUACUUGAGUUAUAGUUUAUGUGGUACAGCGCGUGGGCAAUACUCUUCAACGGACUACGUUUUGUUGAGCCUCUAAUGCUGCUAUUCCUUAAGGCUAGCACACAAGAGGACCUGAUUCCCCAAGGAUGAAAUAAGCACUUAGCGACGGUAUUUGUUGAAAACAAGCGAAGACUGUGCCAUCAUGUCAGUAGAGCCCUACGCAAAAAACGGAACUUCACCAGCAGGCAAUGGCAGUACCCCUGUAUGCUUCUCUAUCAAUCGCCCACCCUUUCCAAUUGGAAACAGUUCCAGUAUUACCUCUCCCUUGUUCUCCAGUGUUUUCACUGCCCUGGGCCUCAGUUCCAACCUGUUUGCCCUUGUGGUGCUUACCAAGACUUUUAGACGUACCCAAAGCCGCUCCAGAUCCUCCUUCCUCCUGUUUCUGAGUGGCCUGGUGAUAACCGACUUUAUGGGUCUGCUGGUGACCGGCACCAUUGUAGUCUCUUACCACAUAACACAUUUCAACUGGCGUAAUCUGGACCCCGACUGCCACUUUUGCAAUUUUAUGGGCAUGUCCAUGGUCUUCUAUGGCCUCUGCCCAUUGCUUCUAGGUGCCGCGAUGGCCAUGGAGCGUUUUGUGGGAAUCAACAAGCCGUUUGCCAGGUCCACCAACAUGUCUAAAAGCCGAGCUUGUUCCAUGGUGCUGCUUUUGUGGGUGAUAGCUGGCUGUAUCAGCUUGCUACCUCUCUUUGGUCUGGGGAGCUAUCACAUCCAGAUACCUGGCUCCUGGUGUUUCAUGAACAUUAGUUCUGCUUCUCUGGACCGGGCCUUCUGUCUGAUCUUCUCCCUGGUUGGGCUCAUGUCAUUGGUUAUGUCCUUCGUGCUCAACAUGGUCAGCGUGGUCACGUUGCUGCGUGUCUCCUGCGGCCAAGACGGAAUGCAGCGUCGCCGUGACUACGAAGUGGAGAUGAUGGUGCAGCUGAUUCUGAUAAUGGUCAUUGCCUCUGUCACCUGGUAUCCGCUAUUGGUGUUUAUUGCAAACACAGUGCUGUCUGGAAGCAAACUCAGCGUCAAGUACCUGCUGCUAUGGAUUCGAUUUGCAACCUGGAACCAGAUCCUGGACCCCUGGGUCUACAUCCUGUUCCGUCGUUCCGUACUGAAACGCGUCUACCCCAGAAUGGAUUGGUCCCGUGGCUCCAUAAGCAGCCUGUAUCCCUCUUUCACCGCCUCCCUGAGGAGGUUCACCCGCCCUUCGCUCGGAGGCGGGCUCGGGCAGCCACAUAUGCAGGAAGACAAACAAGACAGCACUCCUGCUCCAGUUAUGUCUCCACCAUCCUAAACCCCUCAGCUUCUCCUCUCUCUUACGUAUUAUUCGACUGAUAUAUGUAGCUCAAACACAUCAUUGCUCUAUCCAAUGUAAAUGAUUUUUAGUGUGUUUUCUUUUUACGUAAACCAGUGGUUGAGAGGUCAUAUAAUGCAUCAGCGCUGAAAAAAAGCUGCAAUGGAAUUCAACCCAAGAAUACUUUGGAAUGAACUGUGAAGCACAGAGCUUUUGCUCUCAGAGACAGCAGAAACACAUCUGGUAGAUCCUGACAUCUGUGGAAGACCGGGGCCUCUUCUACUGUGCUAAGCAGCUCCAUCGCACUGUAAGGUUCAGAAGGAGAUUCCUGACCCAGAUUGUGAGUUAGCUCCCAUGGAUGACAUGCCCCUGGAUCAACUCAGUCUGUCAAAAGUGCAGCAAUGUUUGUUACUGUUAUGGAGCCUUGUCCUCCCUACUGUUAUACCAUGGUUCAGUCAUGAACUCCUGCCAAUGAAUGCACAGCCCAAGUGCUAAAUCUGUUCAUGGUUUCAGGACCACACACAGAAGGCUCCAUUUUCAGUAAGCUAGGAAACUCUGAUAGAAAGUAAAAUGACUGAAACUCUGGAAAAAAAUAAUAAAUGCAUCACAUUUCUCGACUUCACGUUAACCACUUCUAAUAUAAUCACUAGCUUCUUUGUGACUUCAGCUGUAUGGUAAAAUUGUGCAAAAUGUGCAAUUGUAAAUUGUCAAAUAUGUUUUUGACGAAAGGACAGUCUGUCACAGUAUGUACUCGUCUGAGACAGGACAGACAAAUGAAGUGUAUGACAGUGAAAAAAUUAGAAAUAAUCUCCUCUGGUGAAAUGUUAAGAAAUUUUCUCAAAACAAAUCAAAUUUAAAACUCAAACAUUCUUACACUUGUCUGAUCACUUUAAACCACUGUAUAUAUGAUUGUGCUGGAGCUAAACAAAGUCAAACAUUUUCUACGUGAAUGAUGUGAGAAUAGUAUAAUGUGUUUGUUUGGAAUAUACACCUGUGUGCCGUUGCUCAUAAACACAACAUCAUCCUGCAUGUUAAAAAAUCACAAAGCAUGAACU